This is a messenger RNA of Vicugna pacos (alpaca), 1215 nucleotides long. It is a transcript of the gene AIMP2, whose product is annotated as aminoacyl tRNA synthetase complex interacting multifunctional protein 2. Lineage: Eukaryota; Metazoa; Chordata; Mammalia; Artiodactyla; Camelidae. The record is from RefSeq and is a predicted model, not a curated record. Gene Ontology annotation, cellular component: aminoacyl-tRNA synthetase multienzyme complex.
CCGGAACGCCCUUAGCCUUCUUGGGAAGAAGGUGGCCGCAGUCUGUCGUGGAGUUGGACGGUUUCUGAGCGUUCGUGUCCCUCACCCGCCAUCUCCCUUCCUUUGGUUCCCACGAUGCCGAUGUACCAGGUAAAGCCCUAUCACGAGGGCGGCGCAUCUCUCCGUGUAGAGCUUCCCACCUGCAUGUACCAGCUUCCCAACGUGCACGGCAAGACCAACAGUCCCGCGCCAGCCGCGGGCCACGUGCAGGAAGAGUGUGACCCGUCGCUUCAAGCCCUUGAGUCCUGCCAAGAUGACAUUUUAAAACGUCUGUAUGAAUUGAAAGCUGCAGUUGAUGGUCUCUCCAAAAUGAUUCAGACGCCAGAUGCGGACUUGGAUGUCACCGACAUCAUCCAAGCCGAUGAGCCCACCGCUUUCUCCACCAAUGCAGUGGACUUAAAUUCCAUGCUCGGAAAGGACUACGGGGCGCUGAAAGACAUCGUGAUCAACGCGAACCCCGCCUCACCACCCCUCUCCCUGCUCGUGCUGCACUGGCUGCUCUGUGACCACUACAGGGUCCUGUCCACGGUGCACACGCACUCGGCAGUCAAGGGCGUGCCAGCAAACCUCCUCAGGUGCUUCGGCGAGCAGACGAAGCAGCAGCCCCGCCAUGAGUAUCAGCUGGGCUUGACUCUGAUUUGGAAGAACGUGCCGAAGACGCAGAUGAAAUUCAGUGUCCAGACGAUGUGUCCCGUCGAAGGAGAAGGGAACGUCGCACGCUUCCUGUUCUCCCUGUUUGGCCAGAAGCACGAUGCUGUAAAUUUAACCCUCAUCGACAGCUGGGUAGAUACAGCGAUUUUUCAGCUCAAAGACGGGAGCAGUAAAGAAAAAGCCGCUGUGUUCCGCGCCAUGAACUCCGCUCUCGGGAAGAGCCCCUGGCUGGUGGGGGACGAGCUCACGGUGGCAGACGUCGUGCUGUGGUCCGUGCUCCAGCAGACGGGAGGCUGUGGGGCGCCAGCACCGGCCAACGUGCAGAGGUGGAUGAGGGCCUGUGAGAACCUGGCCCCUUUCAACACCGCCCUGCGGCUCCUUCAGUGAAUCCCUCACUGAUUUAAAGGGCUUCCAUUUGAAGAACGGUGCUGUCCUGUGCCUAUUACUGGUAAAGGGACUUGUCCUAAAAUCAAAGUCUUUAUUUAAGCCAGUUGUCAAGUAUCAAUAAAAACAUCAUAGAAUUAA